Anguilla rostrata (American eel) is the source of this 5881-nucleotide messenger RNA. Its product is annotated as GRAM domain-containing protein 4-like. The record is from RefSeq and is a predicted model, not a curated record. Gene Ontology annotation, biological process: negative regulation of toll-like receptor 9 signaling pathway; apoptotic process. NCBI's taxonomy places the organism in Eukaryota, Metazoa, Chordata, Actinopteri, Anguilliformes, Anguillidae.
GGGCAACUACUGUGGUCAAGUGGUAGAACAAAACACCGUUAAAUUGAGCGUCGACUUCUGGCGUAUCCACCUCGCAGUGUUCACUUGGACUACCGUAUUGUCUAAGUGUGUCAGAACGUUCCGGGCAGAAUGGGAGUCUUUAUUCAGCAAUAGCUCCGCGAGUGGAAAGGUUCCCUGUUGCUUACUGUCAUCCGCGGGCCCUUUAAGGAUGCGGUCGCUGACAUUGACGAAAUUUCCUGGUUCUGAAUCGUUGUGGACCUCCCCGAAAAUCAACAAUCAACGCACACGGGUUUCUCGCAUGGAGGUGCACUUGCGUGUGACCCAAAGCUCUGGAGAAUUGACCAUCGUUUCGGACAACUGAAGGGAGGACGAGAUCUUUUAUGGAGACGACCGUCCAGGUCUGGGCGUGGGGAGUAAGGAGUCUUUGCGUGAUUUCUUAGUGCGCUUACUGUAGCGUUGCCAAGGCGAACCUCGGAAUCAAUUGCGAAAUCCAGUUGUUAAUGAAACUUCCCUACCAUUUAUGUGCAAGGGUUGCCGUUCGCCAUGCUGAGCUGAAGCGGAGGACGCCGUUGAACAUGCUAAAGCGCUUGGACAAGAUCCGUUUCAGAGGUCAGAAGCGAGACGAGUUCCUGGAUCUAUCCGAGUCUCCCAACGCGUCGGACAAUGAGUGCGGCGACGAAAUCCUCCUGAAGCCCCGCCCCUCCGGCCGAGACACGGAGGACCUCCGGGACCCCGCCAGCCCGGCUUCCCUCGCCAUGGCCGCCGCCAUCCAGGACCUCCAGAGGACCGAGUCGGACCGCCUCACCGAGGUCAAAGGUCACCUGGAGGUCGCCUUGCUGGAGAAGCACUUUUUACAGGAGGAGCUGCGAAAGAUUCGGGAAGAGACAAACAUCGAGGGCCUGAAGCAGGAGCUGGAGAAGGAGCGGGGGAAGCGGCUCGACCUGGAACAGAAGAUGAACGAGGUGCUCAAAACCAGACUGGAAGACUCGCCGCCCCAGGCCCCUAAAUCACCAGCUGCCAACGGGACAGCGGACGCCCAGCGCGACACGUUCUGCUCGCGCACGCUGAAGUGGCUGCGCGACAAGCUGGGCGCCUACCUGGAGGACUUCCGCUUCCAGCCAGAAGAGAGCGCCGUGGAGCCGGACGAGCCGCUCAGCGCUAAGCGGCUAACGGAGAACAUGCGACGACUCAAGAGAGGCGUCAAGCCCGUCACAAGCUUCCUAAGGAACCUCUCUGCCUUAUCGAGCUGGCACUCUGUGUACACGUCAGCGAUCGCCUUCAUAGUCUACAUGAACGCUGCUUGGCAUGGAUGGGCCAUCCCUUUGUUCUUGUCCCUCGCCAUUCUGAGGUUGUCCUUAAAUUACCUCAUCUCAAGGGGCUGGAGGAUCCAGUGGAGUAUUGUGCCUGAAGUCUCGGAGCCUGUGGAACCACCAAAAGAAGAACUCACCGUGUCGGAGAAGUUCCAGUUAGUCCUGGACGUUGCGCAGAAAGCACAGAACCUUUUUGGCAAGAUGGCCGACGUGCUGGAGAAGAUUAAGAACCUCUUCAUGUGGGUGCACCCUGAGAUCACGCAGAAGCUGUACGUCGCUCUGUGGCUGGCCUUCAUCGCGUCCUGCUUCCUCCCCUACAAGCUCGUGGGCUUCAUGAUUGGGAUCUACGCCGGCAUCAAGUUCUUCAUCAUCGACUUCAUCUUCAAGAGCUGCCGCAAGCUGCGGGAGAAGUACGACACGCCCUACAUCGUGUGGACCCACCUGCCCACCGACCCGCAGCUGAAGGAGCGCUCCAACGCCAACCUGUCCAGACGGCUCCAGCCAGUGACGUCGCGCAGCGCCCUGGCGGCCAGCGCUCCCUGCAGCAUCGGCCGCGAGGAGGAGGGCGGCCGACUUUACAGCACCAAGAAGGGCGCCUUCCACGAAGUGUUCAACCUGUCGGAGAGCGAGCGCCCCCUACCGGUGUGUGAGAACGGGUGGCGGUGCUGUCUGAUAAACAGAGACAGGAAGAUGCCCACCGACUACAUCCGCAACGGCGUGCUCUACGUCACGGAGAAUUACCUCUGCUUCGAGAGCUCCAGCUCGCGGUCGAGCUCCUACAAGAAGAACAAAGUCAUCAAGCUGGAGGACAUCACGGACAUUCAGAAGUACAAGGUCCUGUCCGUGCUGCCGGGAUCCGGAAUGGGGAUUUCCGUAGCCACGCCCUCCACCCAGAAGCCUAUGGUGUUCGGAGCCAUGAUCCACAGGGACGAGGCCUUCGAGGCCAUCUACACGCAGUACUUAAAAAUCCUGCCCGUGGUGGCCAACCCGGAGACCUAGCGUCCAGCAGGGGGCGCUCUCCCCCCCCCUCCUGAGUCCUCACCGCAAGCCGGGAGGGGGCCAGGGGGGUGGGACGGCAGGUUUACACACCCACCAUUUACGGGAGGCACACGCCUCUCGUUCGCUACAGUUGGAGGACUCAUUUCAACCGAUGUUUCUGUUGUGGGGAGGGAAGAGGAGGGGGGGUGGUCUGAGAGAACACUGUUAUAUACUGGAUCGUGGUGGGGGGGUGGGGGGGGGGGCUGGAUCUACUCCCCAACCCGGCGGUGCCAUCCUUCCUUCCACAGGGAUGCGUGAUACUCAGACACGUCCGCCAGAAACGCUUCUUUCUUUUUUUUUUUUUUCGCGGUAAGCCUUCGUCAGGUACCCUCGGUGCGCGAGGCGGACCGGAGGCGGAGCCGAGCCCAAAACCGACCCGAAGCCUUUUUCUUGAUUCAAGGCCCCGCCUCGAAGCUGACAUUGCCGUUGCCGCGGGCGACGAACUCGCCGCGUCGGAGAAAGCCGGGGCUUGUUUUUUUACAGGGUUGGCGGAGUGCUUCCCGGUGGCGGGGUUUUUAAAGCGCUGAGCUAUUUUAAGCAGCGGCUGAUUUUCGUAACGGACGUCGACCAAUCGAACGAGCCGAUUGCGGAAUCAGCUGAAAGCGUUGGCGACAGCGUGGAGCGGCGGCGUCUGUUAUCAGUGUCAAAGCUCAUUUAGCGGGGAACACAUUAUCGACCUAAAUAUAACCUGCUUCUGACGGACUCAUGAAAUAGCACCUGAUAGCAUAGCAUAGGGAAAGUGUAGAAAUCCUUAAUCAGCCUGCCAUAGGCUACUUAGCACUGUACACAGGUUUCCCCGUACAAAAGUGAAAUAUACUGCCAUAUAUUGUACACUCGUGGACUUUUUUUUGAAAAAUAUAACAGCAGAUAUAUUUCGCAGCGGUACGUUUCUUUCGAGAAGACGCAUUUCAAAUAUCUGAAAAUGGCAGCUUAUUUACCCGUGUGUUUUCAAGUGGAGCGUUCUCUCGAUACAUUUCAUUUCAAAACGACACUCAGCAUUGAUCUUGUGGCCAGGGCUGUGUGUGUAGACCCUAUAGCCAUAUCGGUUCGUCCCAGUACUGACGCCAGGGUGUGUAAGCUCUAGGGCUCCAUCCUGAGUCACUUGCGACAUAAGGUUUGGGCUGCUCUUAUACGUCGGGACGGGUACCCCAAAGUCCUGUUUGUCGACGAAGGGAAAUAAGAUUGUUUUUCCUUAAAAAUCGCUAUGUGUGUUAUAAAUGUUUGUUCUGGCAAUGCUAACCAAAUGGCCUUUAUUCUGGGCAGGUCAACACAGUGAAUCGCCAUCCUCGCUAAAGGCUCAAUGUUUCCUUUAGGUAAAAAGUUAAUCAUUUUCUUUCAGGAAAGUUCCAUGUUUUAAAUCGCAAUUCCAAAUCACAAACUCCGUCACUCCUAUUAUGACUUAUAUGGUCAGAUUGUAUGUACCAUUUUCUCUAGACAUUUUUGUCAUCUGUUUCUAUUUGUCUUGCACACACACACUAAGUACCCACAUACAAUAGAAUUAUAAGGCUGGAGAUCCCUCAUAUAAAGCAUUGAUCUGUGAAGUUGUGCCUAUAUUGAACAAGUAGGAGCUAUUUUGAGUUAAUUGGGGGUGCCUGUAUUGGGGUUUAGUUGCUUAAUUUUUGGGUCUAUACAUUCAGGGUGCCAUUUUCAGAUAGGACUGUUAAAUUCACCUCAUGUAUCAUUAUUCUGUCAGAUCUAGUCAUUCAUCAAUUCAUAUAUCAAUGUGGUUGUCUCUGUGAUGAUAUGUGAUUGGCUGUUGUGGGUCACAUGGUCAUGUCAGCUUUGUCAGCCUGUCUGUGUCCUAGUCCGAAUGCACUGCACGGACAGCUCUUCACACGCACACUCAUCACUCGCUUGCUUAAUUCCAAAAAAGGCCCAGGAUCACGUCCCCUGUCAUGUGACAGUUGUUUUUUUUAUCAUCUGAUGCCCUUGACAAACAUAUAGAAAAAGUCUGUGGUAAAGCCAGCUCCUGAUUGGCCAAUUAGUGGGGACCUCGUCACACUGUGAAGCAGGCACCUGGUAUCAGCUUUUGUUUUCUCUCAAGACCUUACACAAGUACUGCUUUUUAUUUAUUUUUUUGUUUUCAGCUGCAAGUUUUCAUUUUUUUAAUAAAAAUGCUUUCCUCAAACAUUUUUUGUUUGGUGUAACCGGGACUACCGACCUUAACAUGGAUGCCUUUACUUGAAGCUUUUUGUCGUCUUCUUUUUUGGUUUGUUUUAACCUCGGACUUGGAAAGAGUCUGAGCUACCCGCUGCAGUGGUCCGCUGACCAGUCUACAGAAGCACAGAGUGUAUCGUGUGAGAAGUUCUAGUUUUUUUUCCCCUAGAUGUUUUUGUCUUCCUUUCACAAACCGGUCCUGUUUCCCGGCUGAGCCCGUGUCUGCAAGAGCUCGGCCCCAGCGCAAGCGUCGAAAGACCGGCCAGUCAGAACUCUCUGGAACGGAGCGAGUGGACAGGAAGACUGCACCGCUGCGUUUUUGUGAGCACGGACUUGUGCGUGUCCUCGGAGCCGAAGCGGUCACAUGACAACCUCUGGCCACCUUUUUCCAGGCCGUGGUUGGCGAGGCGAAAUCGAAUUUGAGCAGUGUGGUAUUUUUGCCUUUCAUAUUAUAUGAGCACAAGCUUGAGCUCGACUUUCAAUGUCAGAUCUCUUCCCGAAAGUCGGUUUUGUUUUUUGACUGGACGACGCAACUGGCUUCAGUUGGGGUGACUAUCAAAAUACCAAAGCUGAGAUUAGCUGGCCUUUCUCCAGAGGAACUGUGAUACAUGGUAAGUGUAAUACAGGCAACACGUGAACAUGGUUGUUCAUAAUGAGGCUUGAUUUCUAUUUGACCCUAGGCGGGGGGUUGUGGAGGGGACACCCCAAGGUCUGUUUUAUACUACACUGCAUUCCAUCGCACGUCUGUCCAAUGGCGAAACAGGAAGCCGUGCUGCCCUCUGACCUCUUGUGUCCAUGGAAACCAGCUGAUGUUCCGGUACAUAGUCUGAAUGGAUUUCCCAAUAAAGUAAAUAAACAAAUUGAUAUUUUUCAGAUUUAUUGCACACAGCGACACUUGGUUCUUACUGCUGCACUUGCAACCAGAGGGUUGUGGAUUCAGGUCCUUGUUUAGAGGUACUUAACCUCAACUGCUUUGGUACAUAUACAGCGGUACAAAUGGAUGACAUGUGAAAUGUAAGAUAGUUCUGUACCGCAUUGGAAAAGGGUGUGAGCCAAUCAUAAACAUUCAUGAUUGGUUUUUGAGAAGUUUGUCGUGGCCAAUCAGAGAGAUGCACAUUGAGUGUUACUGUAUAAUUGUGUGGUAAUUGAUGUUAAAAAAAAAACAUUCUUUCUGAUUGUCUGCUAAUGUCUGGUAAAUGUUUUCAGUGUAUUCUCAAUCAGUAUGUAACUAUAAGAACACUAACUGAGGCCACUGGAAAAGUUGUGAAUACUUAUUUGUAAUCCACACCACUGGUGUCUGGAGAUGAUGAACAAUGAGACAGGAAUUUAUAUAUAAAAUGUAAAGUAAAAAAAAAAAUAAAAAUCACUGUAAAGUU